Molecule: messenger RNA, 2369 nt
Organism: Rosa chinensis
Lineage: Eukaryota; Viridiplantae; Streptophyta; Magnoliopsida; Rosales; Rosaceae
Product: cell division control protein 45 homolog
Exons: 1
Coding region: 373-2160 (595 amino acids)
Biological process (GO): double-strand break repair via break-induced replication; mitotic DNA replication preinitiation complex assembly; DNA replication initiation
Cellular component (GO): DNA replication preinitiation complex
Molecular function (GO): single-stranded DNA binding; chromatin binding; DNA replication origin binding
Source: RefSeq, a predicted model, not a curated record
CAGAAACCCAAACUCAAAUGCUUUUCAAAUUUACACUCUCAAUUUCUAAAACCCCAUCUCCCUCUCUCUCUCUCUCUCUCUCUUUCUCUCCCAGAUUCGAUUCCCAAUUUGCCAUAGCCGAAUCGAAUACACAGAACCCAUCGCUGUGUCCGAGCCCAUACAAAUCCCAGGUACUUGACUCUCUCCGAUUCAGAUUUGCUGGGUCAAAUCCCUUAUAUUUACUUUCAAUCUGAGUAGUUUUCUUUGAAUUUGAGUACCCAAUUGUAAUUUAGAUUCAGGGUUGUAUUGGGUUUUGGGAAUUACAGUCAAAGCUUUCGUCUUUAAUUUCUUUCGAAACCCUUUAUCCCCCUAUGCCCAAUUGAGCUCGGACUCAUGGUUAGAGAGCAAACAGUGGAGUCUUUCUACUCGAGGCUCCGCGAAUCGGCGAUAGCCUCGUCGGGUUCUCCUCUGCUCAUAUUCCCAUCUACUUCAGAUGUGGACUCGCUCUGUGCCCUCAAAAUCAUUUUACAUGUGCUUGAAUCGGAUUCGGUCCGGUACUCGUGUUAUCCGGUGUCUUCGUUUCAGGAGAUUCACAAGUACGCAGGGCCGGACCUGUGUUCGUCGUCGGAGAAUCCGAUUUGUAUUCUUUUGAUCAAUUGGGGGUGUCACCGGGACCUGAGGAGGCUGCUCAAUUUGUCCCCCGUGGCGCGUGUUUUCGUGGUGGACAGUCACCGGCCGAUUCAUUUGCAUAAUCUCAGUGAGCAGAAUGAUCGUGUGGUUGUGCUUUAUACAUUGGAAGACGAGAGGCAGGCGGAUUUGGCCUAUGAUAUUGAGGAUGUUUCGGCUUUGGCUAAUGCGAGUGACUUGAAUAGUGAUGAUGAGCUUGAUGGGGAGUCGGAUAGUGAUGGUGAUAGUGAUAGUGAGAGUGAGGAGGAUGAAGCUGGGGAUGGGGAUGGGUCGAGGAAGAAAAGGAGGGUGUCUGAGGAAGAAGACCCGGUUAAGCUUUUUGGGAAGUUGAAGAAGAAAUACUACCAUUUGGGUACUUUUCAUGGUAAGCCUUCGGGGUGUUUGAUGUAUGAUCUGUCACAUUCUUUGAGGAAGAACACGAAUGAGUUGCUUUGGUUGUCUUGUGUUUCUUUAACGGAUCAGUUUGUACACGAGAGGUUAACAGAUGAGAGGUACCAGGCUGCGGUUAUGGAGCUUGAGCAGCAUAUUAACAGUUCAGGGAAUUUGGAGGCAGUGACUUCGGUGACUCUCAAAGACGGGACGAAGAUUCGGCUGCCCAGUUCGUCUAGAAUUGCAUAUGAAGAUGAGCCUAGACUAAUGCUGUUGCAGGAAUGGAAUUUAUUUGAUUCCAUGAUUUGUUCUUCCUACAUUGCAACCAAAAUGAAGACAUGGAGUGACAACGGAAUGAAAAAGCUCCAGCUUCUUAUUGCAAGGAUGGGAAUUGCGCUGGUGGAUUGCCAACAGAAGUUUCAGUUCAUGAAUGUUGAAGUGAAAAAAAGGAUGAGAGAUCAAUUUGAACAGUUUUUACCCGAGUAUGGACUCACUGAUUUCUACUACCGGAGCUUUCUGCGGCUCCACGGUUAUGGCUCAAGGGUAUCAGCAGCAGAUGUGGUGUAUGGAGUUACAGCUUUGCUUGAAUCGUUUGUAGAGUCAGAUGGUUCCUGUGCUGCUAAGCAGUUUGGGGUAGCUUAUGACGCACUGUCAUUGAACAAUCUUGAUAAGCUGAAAGCUGGAAUGCAGAAAGCAAUUCGGGUACAAAGGGCAAUUGUUAGACAAGGAAGUAGAGCAGUAACAAAGAGUGGUUGUAUAAGAAGUGGAAGGAAAUUUAGGUGGGUGAAACUUGAAGAUUCUGUAGAUGCGAAACUGUUGGGGUACCCCCAGGCAUUGACUAAAUUGUGCUAUUUUGUGAUGGAUGCUCUGAAAGAGAAGGGAGCUAGAAUGAAGCCUUUGGUUUGUGCCUGCUUGGCACAAGAAGCCAAAAAGAUGAUCAUAGUUGGGGUUUGUGGGAAGCCUCGACUGGGAGCAGUUAAAGGAAAUUCAUUUGGAAUUGCAUUUCGAACUGCAGCUCAGGAGAUUUCUGCAGAGUUCUUCCAUGAGAUGUUUGAGUCUUCAUGGAUCAUCCUGGAUUCAGCUCAAGUGAAUACCUUUAUGAUGAGGUUGACUGAUAGAUUGUGAUGUAGAACUUCCCAAGGGAAAAUGUCUAACCCUCCCCUUUAGUUUCUUUGAGCAAGUUUACUGUAAUGCUGUGUUUUAAUUGAUCUGUGCCAAGUUACAUAAUUGGUUUUUUUUUUUUUUAAUAAAUUCCUCAUUUCUUCAGUUGUAAGUUGUAACAUGUUUCUUUUCUUCACAUAUAAACUGAACUUGACAUUUUCUAGCAAGGAAUC